GAGGGUGCGGCACAUGGGUCGUCCGCGCGCGCCCAGCAGGGUAGGGGGAAUCCCAGGCGCCCUGGAGCCACCGGCGUCGGUGGCCGCGGCGGUGUCGUCCCUGACCAUCGCCGAGGCGUUCGUUCCUGUGGUCGAGAGCCCCGCCCCGCCCCCGCCUCCGCCUCCCGCGUUCUCUAGAAGAUUCAUCUGCUCCUUCCCGGACUGCAGCGCCAACUACAACAAGGCCUGGAAGUUAGACGCGCACCUGUGCAAGCACACCGGGGAGAGGCCAUUUGUUUGUGACUAUGAGGGUUGUGGCAAGGCCUUCAUCAGAGACUACCACCUGAAUCGCCACAUCUUGAUCCACACUGGAGAAAAGCUGUUCCUUUUCAAAGAUUGUGAGAAGGCCUUUAAGAAACACCAGCAGCUGAAAAUCCAUCAGUGCCAGCAUACCAACGAGCCCCUGUUCAGGUGUCUCCAGGAAGGAUGUGGGAAGCACUUUGCCUCACCCAGCAGGCUAAAACGACAUGAGAAGGUCCACGAGGGCUACGUAUGUCAAAAGGGAUGUUCUUUUGUGGCCAAAACAUGGACAGAACUUCUAAAACAUGUGAGAGAAACCCAUAAAGAGGAAAUAACAUGUGAAGUAUGCCAGAGAAGAUUUAAACGCAAAGAUCAUCUUAAGCAACACAUGAAAACUCAUGCCCCAGAAAGAGAUGUGUAUCGGUGUCCAAGAGAAGGCUGUGGUAGGACCUACACAACUGUGUUCAAUCUCCAGAGCCACAUUCUCUCUUUCCAUGAGGAGAAGCGCCCAUUUGUGUGUGAAUAUGCUGGCUGUAGCAAAACAUUUGCAAUGAAACAAAGUCUCAUCAGGCAUGCUGUGGUACAUGAUCCUGACAAGAAGAAAAUGAAAGUAAAAAGAUCUCGUGAAAAACGGAGUUUGGCAUCUCGUCUUAGUGGAUACAUUCCUCCUAAAGUGAAACGGGGAAAAGGUUCAUCUUUGUCUCAGGAUGGAGAGUCGCAGAGCUGUGUGGAAGACCAGGUGCCUUCGGCAGUUGCAAUACUUCACCUUCCACUAGGAACUGCUCAGCCUCGCUGAAGGAGCCAAUGAGAUUAUUUUCACUUAGAAGCUUUUUUUUUUUUUUUAAAUUAAAAUACUGAUGCUAAACACUCAA
Dipodomys ordii (Ord's kangaroo rat) is the source of this 1151-nucleotide messenger RNA. It is a transcript of the gene Gtf3a, whose product is annotated as general transcription factor IIIA. Gene Ontology annotation, cellular component: nucleus. The record is from RefSeq and is a predicted model, not a curated record. The coding region runs from base 14 to 1075 and encodes 353 amino acids. The transcript has 8 exons. Lineage: Eukaryota; Metazoa; Chordata; Mammalia; Rodentia; Heteromyidae.